UUCAGGUGAUGAAGGUUCAGGUGUUGAUGCUUCUACUCACACUACAUCUCCCAUCGUAUCUAGUACAGUCAGACAAAGAGAGUACCCAACAGCGACAUUCUUACCAGGCAGUACGACUUCUCAAGAAACAGAUAACACCUCAGAAUCCCACAGCAUGAAUCAGACUUAUGAAGAUCCUGUUGAAAGUACAACUUUACCACUGACCACUUCCAGCUCACCCUCAUCAAGUCCUCUCCAUCUAUUCACUGAUGAUGCAACUGAGGGCUCAGGCCUUGCAAUCCUGACAACUCCUGAAUCAAAAUCAGUUGUUCAAACAACUACAAUUUUGCCAGAGUUUGGGCAUUCAACAUUUGGUGUGGACAGUACAACGAUUCAAGAUUCAAUAAAGUUUGCCACCUCCACUGUGGUUCAUCUUACAUCUGAAUCAGUAGUAACAGUCACUCCUCAUUUAGCUGUGAUGCCUUCAACCACAGAACGUGAUCACCUUAGAGUAACAGAACAACCUACAUCAACUCAAAUGCCGUCUGUAGAGCAUAGUAAUCUUACAGAUCAGCAGAUUACCGUAGUUAGCCCCACAGGUACACACCCCAGCACUACAACCAUUGUAAUAUUAAAUGGGGAUCAGGACAAGUUAAUUCCCACAAGACCGGACCUGACCACAGAUGACAUAAUCGAUGCAGACACGCUUCCGUUUUCAGAAUCAUCCUCACCAUAUUCUCCCACAAUUCAAACACAGGAGGCAGGUGGUAUGACAGCCACCCUAACACCACCCUUCUCUGUAAUCAUGACAGAGGAGCCGGAAGGAUCUGCAAUGGGCACUACGUCACCACCGUACCCAACAUCCAGUGAGGAGUUUAUAUCAUACUCUGGAGAGCCUUCAAUAUUACAACCAACCUCCUCCACCACAGAGGCUAGAUUGACUACUUUACGGCCGAUGAUUAGCACAUCAGAAUUCAUUCAUGUAUCUUCAGAGAUCACAUCCACCUUGAAACCAAAGUUCGAUAUGUCCACCACAACUUCAAAACCUGACCUUCAUGAUACAUCAUCAGUCUUGUCUACCCUGUCUCCAGAAGAGGUGUCAGGCAUUGACUCAGAACUGAAGAGUUCAACAUCCGUACCCUCUAAAGCCUCCACUGUGUCUGCUCCUGUUUCCAGUAUGCUUCAGCCAAUUGAUUCCUCUGAGAAGGCACCAUCAAUAUCAGCUAUUACAGAGUUUUCGAGCACAAUAUUUCCUGAUAAGGAAGGUUCUGGAACCGAUUCAUCAAUAAUCUCUGUCUUCGGUAGUUCCCCCACAGCACAGACCACAUCAUCGGAGGAAGCUGAAGACUUACUUGUACCUUCUGCAAAUGUGACUUUCUCAACCGAUCAAGACAGCUCAAGUUACGGGAAGACUGGGACCACUAGUGAGGUCACCACAGUGGCCCCUCAGCUGACUAGCACAGCAAAGACCAUUGAGGAAUACACAUCCUCUCUUUCAGAAAGUUCUCACACUACAAUUGCAUCAUUCCCAACAAAUGGAGAGGAAGGCUCAGGCAUGAUUUCUGCAACUUCCUCUGUCCAACCAACUGUGACUGCCUCAGUUGUUGUAACAGAUCAACCGUCACUGGUUUCAACUUCAUCUGGAGCUCGAGACAAAACAUCUCCUUCUACUAAAAUAACUCUGCCGUCCAGAGAUGAGUCUACCACAACUGUGAUGUCCCAAACUGGCACACCACAACAACAGCAUAUAUCCACAGAAGCUGUAGAAUCAUCUAGCACUGAGCCUCCAACCAUACCAAUCACAGGAGAAGUUAGUUCAAUUUCUCCAGUCACAGAUGAGGAAAGCUCAGGACUCACACCAGAGACCUUGAUUCCAGUCUCUCCCUCACACCAGAAUGUAACCUCAAUGCCUAUGCUGACAAGUACCAAGACAGGUGACUCUCUUUCUGAGGAAACUGAGACAAGUUCUACAGAACUCUCAUCAACUUUAGGCUCAACAGAUAGUGGCAAACCCACAGUUUCUUCCAUAUCACAGUUCAUAUCAACAACUCUUUUCACAGAUGAUCAGGGUUCAGGUUCGGAGUUAUCCUCUUCAUCUCCAUUCACAUCCUCGGCUCUAUCUGAUUUAACUGUGACAGAGCAGACAAGAGUGAGUCACAUUGACUCUACUGAAGGAAGUGAGGUGAUAGAAGGAUCUGCUUCUACUGUGGUUGACACUGAAGACACUAAAGUAUCCACUACAGAAUCUAUGUUAACUGUUAGCCCUCUCACUGCAUCAGUCAACAUUCAGCAGCCAACCACACCCUCUCACACAGGAACAGUUACAGAGGAAACAACAGACAAAGAUGAAGAAGAGACAGCAAAAUCUCAAACCACUGAAGAGUCUACUACAAUAACAGUACAAAUUGACAUUACUGAUGAUGAAAGCUCAGGGUUCACCUCAGUUGAUUUGACUCCCACAUAUACUUCCAAAAAAGCAAGCACUACAUCACCUACAACAGAGACAAUCUCUUCAGAGAGUGCAUCUAUUGAAACAGUUGAUUCAACAACAACAUCCCAACUACUGCUUCUACAAUCUAGCACUGAACCACCAUUUGUCAUCAUCACAGAGCAAGACAGCUCAGUUUCACCUUCUACUGAUGAGGAGGGCUCGGGACUCACCCCUGAGACUUUGAUCCCAUCAUCUGUUUCUCCCCAGUCUGCCACUGUGCGUCCUUUCCAGACCACCACAGCUCAACCAGUGCAGACAUCCACACCUGUUCACUCAAAGCCAGUUACUGAGCACCCUACUGAACUGGAAACUGCAACUGAUGACAGAUCAGAGGUGGUGAAAUCUAGCACUGAACCGCCGUUUGUCAUCAUCACAGAACAAGACAGAUCAGUUUCACCUUCUACUGAUGACGAGAGCUCAGGACUCACCCCUGAGACUUUGAUCCCAUCAUCAAUUUCCCCCAAGUAUGUUACAAUGCCUGCAGUAACAGUGUCUCCAUCAGUGGGCUCAGGAUCUUCAGAAGAGACUGAUACAAGUGCAACAGAAAAGUCUACAGAAGUAAAAGAAUCUGACAAACAGGGAGAGGAAUCUACCACUCGGCAGCCGUUUGUCAUCAUCACAGAGCAAGACAGCUCAGUUUCACCUUCUACUGAUGAGGAGGGCUCGGGACUCACCCCUGAGACUUUGAUCCCAUCAUCAAUUUCCCCCAAGUAUGUUACAAUGCCUGCAGUAACAGUGUCUCCAUCAGUGGGCUCAGGAUCUUCAGAAGAGAAUGAUACAAGUGCUACAGAAAAGUCUACAGAAGUAAAAGAAUCUGACAAACAGGGAGAGGAAUCUACCACUCGGCAGCCGUUUGUCAUCAUCACAGAACAAGACAGCUUAGUUUCACCUUCUACUGAGGAUGAGAGCUCGGGACUCAGCCCUGAGACUUUGAUCCCAUCAUCUGUUUCUCCCCAGUCUGCCACUGUGCGUCCUUUCCAGACCACCACAGCUCAACCAGUGCAGACUUCCACACCUGUUCACCCAAUGCCAGUUACUGAUGACAGAUCAGAGGUGGUGAAAUCUAGCACUGAACCACCGUUUGUCAUCAUCACAGAACAAGACAGCUCAGUUUCACCUUCUACUGAUGAGGAGGGCUCGGGACUCACCCCUGAGACUUUGAUCCCAUCAUCAAUUUACCCCAAGUAUGCAACAAUGCCUGCAGUAACAGUGUCUCCAUCAGUGGGCCCGGGAUCUACAGAAGAGACUGAUACAAGUGCUACAGAAAAGUCUACACAAGUAACAGAAUCUGACAAACAGGGAGAGGAAUCUACCACUCGUCAGCCGUUUGUCAUCAUCACAGAACAAGACAGCUCAGUUUCACCGUCUACUGAGGAUGAGAGCUCGGGACUCACCCCUGAGACUUUGAUCCCAUCAUCUGUUUCUCCCCAGUCUGCCACUGUGCGUCCUUUCCAGACCACCACAGCUCAACCAGUGCAGACAUCCACAGAAUUGGUCAUCAUCACAGAACAAGACAGCUCAGUUUCACCUAAUGAUGAGGAGGGCUCGGGGCUUACCCCUGAGACUUUGAAUCCGACAUCCGCUUUGUGGAAGGCUGUUACUUCACCACCUGCAGUAAGAGCUCUAACAAUUGCAACAUCAUCUGUAGAGACUGAUGCAAGCUCUGUUGUAUCUGUUACCCAAGCAACCAGCACAUCCAUUGAGCCAUCUGCCAGCAUAAACCCAACCGCAUCUUCCUCUGAUCCAGAUGUUGUUGUCCAUUUGGUCACAACAUAUGUCCCUCAAGAAGUCUUGACGCCUAAUGAAACUUACCAGCAAGUUUUGUCUGAAAUCACCCUGACUGAUAAGCCUUUCUCAAAUGACUCUACAAAUAUAUCUAAGUCAGAUCUGAGAAGUACAUAUGUCCCUCUUACGACAUCCACUACCAAGGUUGUAGACGAGUUUUUCGAGGGAAGCUCAGAUGAUGACCAAAAGCCUACAGAAGAAAGUCCAAAGGUGGUAACAACCAGACUCUCCACCUCUGGUAUUUUUAGCACUAGCAUACCUAUAUUAUCCUCAUCAGAUUAUGAUGAUCAGAAUAUAGAUUAUAAUUACCUACCCGAAGCCAUACCUACUUGGCCGCAGACACCCGACAGCCCUCUACCAACUGCAUCUGUGAAUGUGCCUACGAGUUCCACUAGGGAGACCACUGACUCCUCAUCAGUAUCUGAGGUGAGUGGCAGUCCAGCAACUUUUUCUCCAGAGUCAAGCUCCUCUGAGGAACCUAGCCACAGUAAUGCAACUGCCUCGGAGGGUUCAGCCUCCAGCUCAAGCAGCUCAGAGAGCAGCUCAGAGGAGGCAACAACUGCAGUGCCAGUGACUGGAUCAGACUUGAGUGGCACACUUGUGCCUCUUAUGUCCACAUCCGCCUCUAUCAGUGAUGGCGGAAUAGACUCUGGUGAGCAGGUUGUAGUGAUACCUGACCCUGAGACAAGCUCGGCUAAGGGAAAUGAUGCAGAGACCACAUCACCACCUGAGAAAGAGGGAUCAGCUUCCAUCUCAGGCAACUCAGAGACCAACGCAGAGUAUUUGACAACCACGCAACAAUCAGCGGUCACAGGGAAAACGUCAGCUGAGGACACCACAACAUCACCAGCCGAAGUUCAGUUUGUGAAGUUUUCCACCGAAGCUAGCUCGUCACUGCUUCAGACUCCAGACAGUGAUAACCGUGUGCAGCCAGCUACAGGGGAGGUGGAGCAUAUAAUCAACCCCACACUGUCUGGCUCUCUUACUGUCAGCCCACCCAAAGACAAUGAGAUCAAACCUGAAAACACAGAUGAGAUUCUGUCUCAACCUGAGACCACCAUCACUAGUAGAGUGACGGAAACCACAACCCCAAUCCCAAGAGGUCUGGGGCACACAGAUUUUGGCGAGUCUCUGGACAUUGAAGGUGUUCAUUCAUGUCUCGAGAAUCCCUGCUUAAAUGGAGGCUCCUGUUGGAGAGUAGGCAGUGUCAACACUUGCACCUGUACUGCUGGUUAUGGAGGAGACCACUGUGAAAUAGAUAUUGAUGAGUGUCAUUCAAAUCCUUGUCGCAAUGGAGGCACAUGUGUGGAUGGACUGAAUGCAUUCACCUGCGUAUGCCUUCCCAGUUAUGCAGGAACACUUUGUGAAGAAGACACAGAGACGUGUAACUAUGGCUGGCACAAGUUCCAGGGCCACUGCUACAAGUACUUCCCCCACCGUCGCAACUGGGAAACGGCAGAGCGGGAGUGCCGCGUGCAGGGGGCCCACCUGGCCAGCAUCAUCACCCUGGAGGAGCAGCAGUUUGUCAACCGCCUUGGACAGGACUACCAGUGGAUCGGACUCAACGAUAAGAUGUUUGAGAAUGACUUCCGUUGGACAGAUGGAACGUCUGUUCAAUAUGAGAACUGGAGACCCAACCAGCCGGACAGUUUCUUCUCCUCUGGUGAGGAUUGCGUGGUCAUGAUAUGGCAUGAGGACGGACAGUGGAACGACGUUCCCUGCAACUACCAUCUCACUUUCACCUGCAAAAAGGGAACAGUGUCUUGUAACCAGCCUCCAUUCGUACUGAAUGCACGCACCUUCGGGCGUGCGCGGUCACGCUACGAGAUCAACACCCUGGUGAGGUACCAGUGCAACAACGGCUUCAUCCAAAGGCACGUGCCCACCAUCCGGUGCCGAGGGGAUGGGAUGUGGGACAAGCCGAAAAUCUCCUGCAUGACUCCAUCACACUACCAGAGGACGUACCACAGGAGAUAUAAUACCUUCAGCAUAUACAACAACCAUCGAAAGAGGUCUGACGAAUCGGUUCGACGGCGCCGCCAUGGUGGCAGCAGAAGGAACAGGACUAGGAAAUAACAGAGGCCUCCAAUUACCCUUACCCCAUUCACAACACAUGAUGGAUGCUCAUGUGGAUGACAAAAAAAAUAAUAUAGAUGAGAAUGAAAAGAAAAUGACAGGCUAUUCAUUUUUCAAUCGAGGAUGAAUUCAUAGGCCUUUUGCAGUAUUUUUUGAACAAAGAGAUACUAUUUUUCUAAAAGCAACAAGGACUUUUCAAGUACCUGUUUUCCUGUAUUAUACACAUUGAGAGAAAGACUGACCUCAAAUUCACAGCUUUUUUAUUUCUUAUUUGCAGUUAUCAUUUAAUAUGCCCAGAUGGGAUAAAGUGACAAGUGUUUCACAAGUCUGCCACCUUGCUGGUAAAGUCACUGCAAUGCAAAUAUAAGGUUCCAGUGCUUUAAAACAAGUUUAAGGAUUUGUUCAACUGCUUCGAAAUCAGAGAAAUAUUCAAAGUUCACUAAGAGGGGAAAAAAGGACAAAUACUGCCUGUUGCGUUGCAUCAGCAAAGAGACUUCACUUCUGCAUAUGACGGAAUUACAAUACAUCAAACACACGCCGUGUCUUUUGGGAUUCACUCAACCCCUGUGAAAGAGCUGUGAUAAAGCCUUCAACAGCCGCUCCCAAGCCUUCACCAUAACUCACACUGAAGCCAGAGAGAGACUCUACUAUGCAGUACUGAAAACUGACAGAAGAUGGCUCAGUCCAAGCAACAGUUUUUGUCUUUAAUGGAACAUGCAAGAAAUAUGAACGGAUACAGCAAUAUGUUAGAGACAACAAUGAAUGGUUGAGAAUAGGCUUUUGCCAGAACUGUUUGUUCACUGAAGUGCCUUCACAAUAGAUGUUAUCCAAAGAAGUAGACGCCAUGGAGCUACGAUGCAUGCUUAGCAUUUUCUCAGACACACAAUUCACACUUUUUUCUCCUUUUGUUUUUAAUCUGAUCAUUACCGGUUAAUAGACUCACAUUCACAUUGUACUGGAUAAUUUAUUUCCUGCCAGCAGGUUGAUCAAGUCUAAAUGUUUGUUUGAGGACAAUGUGUGCUCACAUUUAAAGAGAAUGUACUUCGUGGGACACUCAAAAAGAAGAAAGACUUGAAUAGAUGCAUGUUGAAAAGAGAGAUGAAAGUAAUUUAUUCUCCAAGCUGCUCUUUAUCUUUUUGUUGUCUUUUAUCUUGCCUGAAGAGGCUGUCUCCUGGCUUUUCUUUGCCUGGCAGUCACACAAAAUCAAAAUAUUGAUGCAGUGUUUGGUUUGAGGCACAGAGUUUGCAUCAGUGUUAUGAGAAUGAUGUAUUCAGUUCUGAUAGAAAAAAAAGAGAUAAACACUACUCUUGGGGUGGGGUGGUUCAAUGGACCAAAUGGACGAGUAAGAUAUACAACUUGGCAUAACAGACAUUUUGAAUUUUGUGUUGCUCAGUGUAAUGAUGGUCAGCCAUUUUUUCCCCAAACAGAUUUAGAUUUAUUUGUGUUUUGUCUUUAUUGAGAGAAACAGGAGGAGAGUUUUUGUGUUUGUCUUGGAUCGUCAUAUUUGUUUUUAUCUCUAAAGUGCACAUAACAUCAUUUCAUAUUUAUAGAAUAACAUGUUUAUUAUGCAAUGUGAAUGUUUUGGGGAGUCAAAAAACCUUUUGUACAUGCAAUUUGUCACCAAAGAAACAAAGUUUAUUACAUUA
Sardina pilchardus (European sardine) is the source of this 7977-nucleotide messenger RNA. RefSeq names its product versican a (gene vcana). Lineage: Eukaryota; Metazoa; Chordata; Actinopteri; Clupeiformes; Clupeidae. Gene Ontology annotation, cellular component: perineuronal net; synapse. The transcript is spliced from 8 exons. The record is from RefSeq and is a predicted model, not a curated record. Gene Ontology annotation, biological process: cell adhesion; central nervous system development; skeletal system development. The coding region runs from base 155 to 6331 and encodes 2058 amino acids. Gene Ontology annotation, molecular function: calcium ion binding; hyaluronic acid binding.